Molecule: messenger RNA, 2296 nt
Organism: Haplochromis burtoni (Burton's mouthbrooder)
Lineage: Eukaryota; Metazoa; Chordata; Actinopteri; Cichliformes; Cichlidae
Gene: ccdc78
Product: coiled-coil domain containing 78
Exons: 14
Coding region: 521-2278 (585 amino acids)
Cellular component (GO): cytoplasm
Source: RefSeq, a predicted model, not a curated record
GUUCUAACCUUUUCAGACUUUUUUAAGUAUCAAGGUGUAGCAGAAACCUCGACUGUGCUUCUAUUUUUUUCAAUUAUCAUGAUCACUUUUUGUGUAUGAGAGAUAAGAUUGUUAUGUUUAGCUGAGUUAGCAUAACCCCCUGUCAUUAGUUAUGAUGUAAUAUAAUGAGCGUAUGGUGCUAUGUUGGGUUGUUAAGCUAGAUUGUUGAAGUAUUAUAGAAGAGCAGCUAUUCCAACUGUGUGCUCAAGAGGGCGCCGUUGUCCAUAGAAUUGUACCGUAGUUCUUUGAUAAGGGACUGAAUAGAGUAUAAAGGAUAAGUAGAAACAGCGGAGUCGCUUAUAAAACUGUUACUGUUACCCGUACUUCAUGUUUUACCAAGCUAACUUUAGAUACUAACAGGUUAGCAGGCUAAGAGCGGUCAAAUAUGCACCAGAAUACAUUUACUGUGACAUGUGGUGGUGAUAAUACACAUUUAUUCACAAUUGGUAUUAAGUGAAAUCUGAAGAAAGAGUUUCCACACAUGAGUUUUGUUUGUGUUGUGGAGUCAUGGAGACGUUGUUGGUGGAUACAAGCAACAGCUGACAGUGGAGGGGAAGAAAAGAUGGACGGCCAGGACCAAAAUUCAAAUCAGCUUCAGGAACGAGUUCAAGCUCUGACAGGAGAAAAUUUGCAGUGGCGUGGCAAAUACCAGCGUGUCCUCACCAAAGUGGGCUACCUGGAGACCAGACUGAGCCACCUGGCCAGCUCCAACACAGACCUGUCCUGCAGGCUGGUCCAGAGUGAAGAGGAAAGACUGAAGAUCUAUAAGGAGCUUGUAGAGGAGAAAAUUAAGGCUAAUAAGAUAAGAGAACAGUAUGAAGAAGAGACAUUUGAGCUGAAAACCAAGGUACUUAACCAAGAAGGUGUGAUAACAGAGCUGGAAAUAGAGCGAGACAGGUUGCUCAGGGAACUGCAGUCCACUGAGACAUGGCUGAAAGGGAAAGAGACUAGUGGCCAGGACUUGACUGAGGAAUAUGCCACACUAAAGAAGAACUACCAGAUUCUGGCUGAGGUCCACGAUAAAGAAUUAGCCAAGAGUGGAGCGCUCACAGCAGAGCUGCUGGUGCUGGCCCAGGCCCAGGACGCCCUCCGCAGGCAGCUGGAGGAGCAGCAUCAAUGUGUGAAGACCAGCACCGAAGGUCUUCAUGGGGAGCUAGACAGGGUGCGGGCUUUGAUCACCCGCAUGUCACAUGACACAGUCAAGCCUGAGGAACAAGCAGAGAUGGAGAAGGAGCAAAAAAGCAUGCAGAAAACUCUGCUUGAAAACCAAGAUGAGAUCAAAGACAAGCUGGAGGAAAUGAAGAGCAGCUACAAGGAGCAGCAGAAGAAACUGGAGGAGAAAGUGGUGGCGAUGGGUAAAGAGCACCAGCAGAUCCACAGAGCAAUGCACGUUAGCCAGCAGAAAGUCUCUGAGCAGAGUGCGGCCCUGAUGUGCUCUCAGAGACAAUUAAAGGAGGCAGAGGAGGAGAACUCCAAGCUGCAGCUGCAGGUGAAAGAGCUGAUUGAGGAAUAUCGCACAAGGCUCGUGUGCUACUUACAGGACAUAGCUGACUACAUCGAUGGGCUUGAAGAAAGUAAAAGGCCGUCAGAGCCGAGUAAGAUGAGAGGAUUCAUCGACAGCAUGCUGCAGGAUGUUCGUUUAUCCUACAGGGUGAGGGAGGAGCAGCUCGCCACUGCUGCUCGCUCGUAUAAGAAGAGACUACAGAGGAUCACCCAAACUCAUCAUGCCCUCCUGAUUGCAUACAGGCUUCAGAGGGAGCAGAUCUUGGCCAAACCAGAGAAUGGUCUUGAUCCCGGACCUCCAGAAGCCCACUUCAACUUGGAGCCAACUGAACUGAAAGAUGCAAUGGAGAAGGAGCUCCAACAACUGCACCAGGACAAAGCAAGGCUGGAAGGUCAGCUGCAGGCGGCUUGGGAGCAGGUGGCUACGUUCAAAAUACCCAUGCAAAAUAUAAACCGUCAGCAGCUGGACAAACCGGAGCAGCGAUUCGAAGAAUCCUGUGGUGACAUAAGAAAACAGCUGAAGGAGCCCACUGACUCCACGCCGGUGUCCUUUGAGAAGGAGCGUGCCCUUCUCAUGACCAGAGCGACAGUUGCAGAGGUUCAGGUGCUGGAGUUGCAGGACUAUAUUGAAAAGCACCUGAGCAGGUAUGAACAAGAGAUCGCACAUCUGCGCGGAUUACACGGGACAGUAGAGGAGGCGGGGCGUUCCCAAAGCGCCAAAUCAGCUCAAUGCUAAGGAAACAAGUAAUAAAAU